Molecule: messenger RNA, 2030 nt
Organism: Hevea brasiliensis (rubber tree)
Lineage: Eukaryota; Viridiplantae; Streptophyta; Magnoliopsida; Malpighiales; Euphorbiaceae
Exons: 12
Coding region: 220-1554 (444 amino acids)
Biological process (GO): alternative mRNA splicing, via spliceosome
Cellular component (GO): cytoplasm; nuclear body
Molecular function (GO): ribonucleoprotein complex binding; protein binding
Source: RefSeq, a predicted model, not a curated record
AUUGCUCGCUGAAGUAAUCCAACACGGGGUUCUUCUUCGUGGUUAUCAGGUUUUCCAAAAGCUUUAACAAGUGCGAAACGCGAUUUAUGAACAAAUUGUAGCCCCCAACAGAAACCGAAUCCAGAAUAUUAAAAAGCAAUUGCUUUGCAAUAAGAGUCGUUUCUGACUUCAAUUUGUAAAACCCUAAUUAAGUUUCAAUCACAGGUUUAAAGAGAAAACAUGGGCGAGGAAUUGUUCACUGCAAUUGACAUUGAAUCUGCAGCCCAGAAUACCCUUCUGCGUGAACAAGAAAUUGAAACCCAAAGAGUUCUACAAGUUCAAAGAGAGGCAGGUGAAGCGCGUGCAACUCCAAAAGAUGAUACAGAUAUUUUUGCUGAUCGCCGUGAUCCCAGUGCUUUAAAGGAGCAUCUACUGAAGAUCACCAGUGAACAUCGUGCAGAAAUGGCUUUAAAGCGCGGGAAACCUGCUGUUGUUGAAGAAGGACAUGUAGAAAUUGGUAAUGGCUAUGGUGUACCUGGUGGAGGGGCAUAUUAUGGUUCUUCAAGGCCAGAACUUAAUACAGAGUCUGAAAAGAAGUCUGCUACUAAGGAACUCCCUGAGUACCUUAAGCAGAAGCUGAGAGCAAGGGGUAUUCUUAAAGAUGACACAGGAAAAGGCGAUCCGUUAAAAGAUGACACUAAUUUGGAGACAAGUUCAACUCAACCUGUUAAUAUUGGAAAGUUGCCUUCUGGAUGGGUGGAAGCAAAAGAUCCCACCAGUGGUUCUACAUAUUAUUACAAUGAAAGCAUUGGAAAGAGUCAGUGGGAAAGGCCUAUUGAAAUGUCUUCAAUUACACAAAUGCCGUCACCUCUACUUCUUCUAGAAGACUGGGUUGAGGCAUUGGAUGAAACUUCUGCUCAAAAGUAUUACUACAAUACAAAGACCAAUGUGUCACAGUGGGAGCAUCCUAUUUCUUCACAGAUUGUUGCCUCACAACAACGCUGUAACAUCUCAGAUUCUGGAAAUCAUGGUUGGAAUGAUCAAUCAUCUGAGCGAAAGAAAUGCUUGGGAUGUGGUGGAUGGGGAGUAGGCCUUGUACAAGAAUGGGGCUUUUGCAAUCAUUGCACACGAGUUCUGAAUCUUGCACAGUGCCACAGCUCAACAUCUAGUUUCAAUAACCAGCAGCGGACCAGCAAUCUUGGAAAUGUCAAAAGAGAUUUUGAUAAAAAGGAUUCGAAGCAGAGGUCCAAUUUGAAACCUCCUGUGGCCAAAGGAAACAGAAGAGAAAGCAGAAAGCGUGCAUAUAUUGAAGAUGAUGAGUUGGAUCCUAUGGACCCAAGCUCUUAUUCAGAUGCUCCCCGUGGUGGUUGGGUUGUUGGCCUGAAAGGAGUGCAGCCACGAGCAGCCGACACUACUGCUACAGGUCCUCUGUUUCAACAACGGCCAUACCCAUCUCCAGGAGCUGUCUUGCGAAAGAACGCUGAAAUUGCUUCGCAAGCCAAAAAAUAUGGUUCUCAUUAUGCACCUAUCUCAAAGAAAGGGGAUGGGAGUGAUGGGCUUGGUGAUGCAGACUGAGGUUCUGAUUGAAAUAGUGUGGAUUUGUGAAAAUGGAUGGUGGUUUCAGGGCUGGAACUAACGGUGACAUGAAAGUAGGAGGCCGGUGUAGCUGUGAGCGGAGGCUAAUUGGUUUCAGGCAUUUUGGGUUUUUCCGUCAACAAAUGUCCAUUUCAUGGUUUUGCAAGAGAAUGGUCGGACUAGCAGUGUAGCAUGGAAUGCCUGCGCCUGCUUUGCAGGAAAUGAAACGGUUUCUCCAACACACUUGUGCAUUCUGCAGUUUUGUAUGGUUCAUCAUGUACUUUAUACUCCCCUUUCUUCCUGUUCUUUUUAUAUAUUUAUUUUAAAAUAUGAUUCAUAAUAACUCUUAGGAUCCAAGAUUAUUAUUAUUAUUAUUAUUAUUAUUAUUAUUUUAAUUUCACUGUUAAUUAACUGGCAUUGGAUAAUAGAAUAAUUUUAUUUUUUUAAGAAAUAAAUUUCUUGUCCCUUCGGUGUGA